Oncorhynchus nerka (sockeye salmon) is the source of this 5748-nucleotide messenger RNA. RefSeq names its product armadillo repeat containing 1, like (gene armc1l). The coding region runs from base 113 to 916 and encodes 267 amino acids. Gene Ontology annotation, molecular function: protein binding; metal ion binding. The transcript is spliced from 7 exons. NCBI's taxonomy places the organism in Eukaryota, Metazoa, Chordata, Actinopteri, Salmoniformes, Salmonidae. The record is from RefSeq and is a predicted model, not a curated record.
CUCGCGGUAAGACGUUUCAAAUCUUGGCGGUUUUAGUUGCCGACUUUUAAUGGAAUUUGUAAUAGUUGAUCAAAAUAUAUAUUGAGAGACUCGGUAAGUUAGAUUAACUAAGAUGAUGGAUGCUCUGUCUGUGGUGACCCAGCUCCGGGACCUGGCGUCGGAGCCCCAGAACCGGGAGGCAAUAGUCCAGGACCAGGGCUGUCUCCCCGGCCUGGUUCUCUUCCUGGACCACCAGGACCCGCAAGUGCUGUUCGCCACCCUGCAGACUAUGCGCUACCUGGCAGAGUGGCCCCUGAACAUCACCACUAUGAAGAAUGAACUGGGCAUGAUGGUCAGCCUGGUGACCCUGAUGGAGAGGAGUGGUUUGUGUGAUGACAUCAAUACCCUGUCGCGGGAGGUGUAUGGAAUCCUGAGUGCCCCGCCCAGCCCAGAGAAGGAGAGGAGGAGAAACAAACCCCAGUUCUUCCUCAACUCCUCCAAAGGGAAGAACAAGUCUGUCACUCUGCACAUCCAAGGCCUGGACAGCACUGCCCAGCGAGGUGUGUGUGAGGAGGCUCUGCUGAAGGUGAAAGGAGUGAUCAGCUUCACCUUCCAGAUGGCUUCUAAGAGAUGCACUGUUCGCAUCCGCUCUGACCUGCCCACUGAAAGUCUGGCGUCGGCCAUCGCUGCUACCAAGGUGCUGUCAGCCCAACAGGUGGUGAGGAAUGAAGUUGGGGAUGAGGUCCUGCUCCCCCUCAGUGUGUGUGUUGGUAAUGUGAGGGAGGAGAACGUAUCCAUACCAGACUACCUCCCAGAGGACGAGAGUCCAGAGAGCGAGAUGGACCGCGCCGUGUCCCGUACCGCAGCCAAGGACAACACCUCUGGCAGCUGGCUCGGCUCAGCAGCCACUUUCCUCACCAGAUCCUUCUACUGGUGAAACUGGGGCCCUCGGGAGCCGGCAUGGCUGUUCUCACAGGGGACACCUGAACUGGGAACACAGCAGAACUGCCCCCGUAUGGCUGCAUCCCCAUUCUACAACACAUCUCCUGAAGUGUACACUAUGGCUGCAUCCCCAUUCUACAACACAUCUCCUGAAGUGUACACUAUGGCUGCAUCCCCAUUCUACAACACAUCUCCUGAAGUGUACACUAUGGCUGCAUCCCCAUUCUACAACACAUCUCCUGAAGUGUACACUAUGGCUGCAUCCCCAUUCUACAACACAUCUCCUGAAGUGUACACUAUGGCUGCAAACAUGGGCUGUAGGUCUAAACAUGGGCUGUAGGUCUAAACAUGGGCUGUAGGUCUAAACAUGGGCUGUAGGUCUAAACAUGGGCUGUAGGUCUAAACAUGGGCUGUAGGUCUAAACAUGGGCUGUAGGUCUAAACAUUGGCUGUAGGUCUAAACAUUGGCUGUAGGUCUAACCAUGGGCUGUAGGUCUAAACAUGGGCUGUAGGUCUAAACAUGGGCUGUAGGUGUAAACAUGGGCUGUAGGUGUAAACAUGGGCUGUAGGUCUAAACAUGGGCUGUAGGUCUAAACAUGGGCUGUAGGUGUAAACAUGGGCUGUAGGUGUAAACAUGGGCUGUAGGUGUAAACAUGGGCUGUAGGUGUAAACAUGGGCUGUAGGUGUAAACAUGGGCUGUAGGUGUAAACAUGGGCUGUAGGUGUAAACAUGGGCUGUAGGUGUAAACAUGGGCUGUAGGUGUAAACAUGGGCUGUAGGUCUAAACAUGGGCUGUAGGUGUAAACAUGGGCUGUAGGUGUAAACAUGGGCUGUAGGUGUAAACAUGGGCUGUAGGUGUAAACAUGGGCUGUAGGUCUAAACAUGGGCUGUAGGUCUAAACAUGGGCUGUAGGUGUAAACAUGGGCUGUAGGUCUAAACAUGGGCUGUAGGUGUAAACAUGGGCUGUAGGUGUAAACAUGGGCUGUAGGUGUAAACAUGGGCUGUAGGUGUAAACAUGGGCUGUAGGUGUAAACAUGGGCUGUAGGUGUAAACAUGGGCUGUAGGUGUAAACAUGGGCUGUAGAUGCACACGAGGGGACAGAGAGAAACAGGAUGUGACCAGUGGUGUAAAAAGUAAAGAUACCUUAAUAGAAAAUGACUCAAGUAAAAGUCAGUAAAAUACUACUUGAGUAAACGUCAAAGUAUUUGGUUUUAAAUAUACUUAAGUUUUAAAAGUAAAAUAAGGAAAUACUUCAAAUUCCUUAUAUUAAGCAAAUCAGACGGCAAUAUUUGCUUUUUACAUUUUUCAUUUACAGAUAGCCAAGGGUGCUCCAACACUCAGACAUCAUUUACAGAUAGCCAAGGGUGCUCCAACACUCAGACAUCAUUUACAGAUAGCCAAGGGUGCUCCAACACUCAGACAUCAUUUACAGAUAGCCAAGGGUGCUCCAACACUCAGACAUCAUUUACAGAUAGCCAAGGGUGCUCCAACACUCAGACAUCAUUUACAGAUAGCCAAGGGUGCUCCAACACUCAGACAUCAUUUACAGAUAGCCAAGGGCGCUCCAACACUAGCCAAGACAUCAUUUACAGAUAGCCAAGGGUGCUCCAACACUGACAUCAUUUACAGAUAGCCAAGGGUGCUCCAACACUCAGACAUCAUUUACAGAUAGCCAAGGGUGCUCCAACACUCAGACAUCAUUUACAGAUAGCCAAGGGUGCUCCAACACUCAGACAUCAUUUACAGAUAGCCAAGGGUGCUCCAACACUCAGACAUCAUUUACAGAUAGCCAAGGGUGCUCCAACACUCAGACAUCAUUUACAGAUAGCCAAGGGUGCUCCAACACUCAGACAUCAUUUACAGAUAGCCAAGGGUGCUCCAACACUCAGACAUCAUUUACAGAUAGCCAUGGGUGCUCCAACACUCAGACAUCAUUUACAGAUAGCCAUGGGUGCUCCAACACUCAGACAUCAUUUACAGAUAGCCAAGGGUGCUCCAACACUCAGACAUCAUUUACAAACAAAGCUUAGUGAGUCCUCCACAUCAGAGGCAGUAGGGAUGACCAGAGAUGUUCUCUUGAUUAGUGUGUGAAUUGGACCAUUUUCCUGUCCUGCUAACCAUUCAAAAUGUAAUGAGAACUUUUGGGUGUCAGGGAAAAUGUAAGGAGUAAAAAGUACAUUAUUUUCUUUAGGAAUGUACAGUUGAAGUCAGAAGUUUACAUACACCUUAGCCAAAUACAUUUAAACUCAGUUUUUCACAAUUCCUGACAUUUAAUCCUAGUAAACAUUCCCUGUCUUCGGUCAGUUAGGAUCACCACUUUAUUUUACGAAUGUGAAAUGUUAGAAUAAUAGUAGUGAUUUGUUUCAGCUUUUAUUUAUUUCAUCACAUUCCCAGUGGGUCAGAAGUUUACAUUCACUCAAUUAGUAUUUGGUAGCAUUGCCUUUCAAUUGUUUAACUUGGGUUAAACGUUUCAGGUAGCCCUCCACAAGCUUCCCACAAUAAGUUGGGUGAUUUUUGGCCCAUUCCUCCUGACAGAGAUGGUGUAACUGAGUCAGGUUUGUAGGCCUCCUUGCUCGCACACGCUUUUUCAGUUCUGCCCACAAAUGUUCUAAGGGUUUGAGGUCAGGGCUUUGUGAUGGCCACUCCAAUACCUUGACUUUGUUGUCCUUAAGCCAUUUUGCCACAACUUUGGAAGUAUGCUUGGGGUCAUUGUCCAUUUGGAAGACUCAUUUGCGACCAACCUUUAACUUCCUGACUAAUGUCUUGAUGUUGCUUCAAUAUUUCCACAUCAUUUUCUUUCCUCAUGAUGCUUUCUAGUUUGAAGUGGACCAAUCCCUCCUGCAGUAAAUCACCCCCAUAACAUGAGGCUGCCACCCCUGUGCUUCACGGUUGGGAUGGUGUUCUUCGUCUUGCAAGCCUCCCCCUUUUUCCUCCAAACAUAACAAUAGUCAUUAUGGCCAAACAGUUCUAUUUUUGUUUCAUCAGACCAGAGGACAUUUCUCUAAAAAGUAAGGUCUUUGUCCCCAUGUGCAGUUGCAAACUGUAGUCUGGCUUUUUUAUGGCAGUUUUGGAGUAGUGGCUUCUUCUUCUAGGACUCGUUUUACUGUGGAUAUAGAUACUUUUGUACCCGUUUCCUCCAGCAUCUUCACAAGGUCAUUUGCUGUUGUUCUGGGAUUAAUUUGCACAUUUCGCACCAAAGUACGUUCAUCUCUAGGAGACAGAACGCAUCUCCUUCCUGAGCGGUAUGAUGGCUGCGUGGUCCCAUGGUGUUCAUACUUGCGUACUAUUGAUGAAUGUGGUACCUUCAGCUGUUUGGCAAUUGCUCCCAAGGAUGAACCAGACUUGUGGAGGUCUACAAUGUUUUGGCUGAUUUCCUUUGAUUUUCUCAUGAUGUCAAACAAAGAGGCACUGAGUUUGAAGGUAGGCCUUGAAAUACAUCCAUAGGUACACCUCUAAUUGACUCAAAUUAUGUCAAUUAGCCUAUCAGAAGCUUCUAAAGCAAUGACAUUAUUUUCUGUGCUUUUCCAAGCUGUUUACAGGCACAGUCAGCUUAGUUAAUGUAAACUUCUGACCCACUGGAAUUGUGAUACAGUGAAUUAUAAGUAAAAUAUUCUGUCUGUUAACAAUUGUUGGAAAAAUGACUUGUGUCAUCCACAAAGUAGAUGCCCUAACCGACUUGCCAAAACUAUAGUUUGUUAACAAGAAAUGUGUGGAGUGGUUGAAAAACGAGUUUUAAUGACUCCAGCCUAAGUGUCUGUAAACUUCCGACUUCAACUGUAGUUAAGUAAAAGUUGACAAAAAUAUGAAUUGUAAAGUACAGAUACCCCAAAAAAGGACUUAAGUAAAAAAGAAAACUUAAGUAGUAUUUUAAAGUACUUUACACCACUGCCACUGACUAGGGUGACCACAUUUAAAAUACCCAAAUAUGGAAUGAUUUUGUGGAACUUUGUAUUCUACAUUUAAUACAUUUUUGGGCAGAAGCAUCCUGCUUUUUUUGGGGUAAAUUUGUUGUUUUGAAUUUGUGGGUAAAAUACAGGACAUGAUUGGUUGUGGGACAAAGGGCCAAAAUGUGGGACUAUCUGGAACAUGUGGUCACCCUACAAAAAAAAUCAUGUCUUAUGAAGGGUCGGAUGGUACAAUAGGCUGCUGCUAGAGAGAAAGGUCUUAUCUGUUGAUUUCUUUUGCAGCCCUGCUCACUGCUUUCAGGUAAUACAUCGGGAUGAAUGUACAUAUUACCCAACACUUCAAUCGGGUCUAUUUAUCUGUGUUCACUAUUCACUGUGUUUGCUGUUGGUCUCUACGCCUGUUGGAAUAUUUCAUUAUUGUUUACCUUUAUGUUCUGAGGGUUUACUACGAAGCAGGCUCGGUGCGUUAGCUUGCCUAAAUAUUAAAUAUUCUGAAAUAACUUUUGUUUAUUUUUGGGGGGUAAAGAUAAGCUUGGAAUGGGAAUUGUCUUACUCGACAACCCAAAACAAAUAUCUUAAGUUUUAGGCUUGUUAAUGACAAAAGCUGAAGAACAUAGGCACAUGCUGGAGUUGUAGGUGAAUUCCACGACAAAGGGCACCGCAGCUGCUCCCAGGGGAUCUGUAUGGAUGCCUGAUGAAACGUUACAAACCUGGGAGCAAGUGCUUUCUUAAUAAACCAGAAAUCAAGUUAUUGAUCCUGUUUGACUGUUUUAUGGUCCACAGUACCCCCUCACAUAUUGUAUGUAAUUUUGUUUUUACUCGUUGCCCCUGAGGUGCCUAAAACGCUUGUAAAUACUACCUUCAAUGUGUUUCCUAUUUCUGACAUAAAUGAGCCUAAAAUAAAAUCAUUUCAACAAACCACAA